Molecule: messenger RNA, 19273 nt
Organism: Pantherophis guttatus
Lineage: Eukaryota; Metazoa; Chordata; Lepidosauria; Squamata; Colubridae
Gene: TNRC6B
Product: trinucleotide repeat containing adaptor 6B
Biological process (GO): miRNA-mediated post-transcriptional gene silencing; positive regulation of nuclear-transcribed mRNA poly(A) tail shortening
Cellular component (GO): nucleoplasm; P-body
Molecular function (GO): nucleic acid binding
Source: RefSeq, a predicted model, not a curated record
UGACUUAAAGGAACGGUUCCCCUCCCCCGUCAGCGACACCUUUUUUUUUUGCGGGCUGAAUUGAGUCUCGUCCCCUGAGGAAAAGUUUCCUCCAGAACCCAUGAAUGCGAUUUCCGUAGCAUGUUGAAUCGCUUCCCCGCUUGGAGGAAAGUCGUCGGCAACCUACCGGCUGCUUUUCGGUCUCAUCCGCUUCUGGAGCCCAGCUUUGCACGUAUUUGCUCUCGGUGAAGUCCGGGAGUUGCUUCCAAAGCCAACCGGACUAUCCUGAACGUUGGUGUAAAGUCUUAUUUAUAGCAGCGUCGGUUGUAGCAGUUCCCGGUCCUUUAAAUACAGCGUGAAAAACGAUCCUAAAAGAUAUAAAUAAGUGUCAUCGCCUGGCUGGCUUUCUGUUUCCUUCUUCCAUCAACGGGACUCUCGCAGCCUCUAGUGUCGCUAGUUUAGAGCAUUACCGUGUAAAUAUUUAUUUGGUCCGGCUAAGAAAUAUUGGAACUGAAGGCAGCGUGUUUCUCUCGGUUGUACUAACAAGACACGGAAGAGCUCAAAUGAAAGUCAUAAAAUCAUUUAAAUAUAACAUUAGAGUCACGCUGGAUCAACAUACGUGCAUGAUGGAUGGUAAAAAAAAGAGGUGUAACAAACGUACGAUGAGUUCCUUCUCAUGGUGUUAAAUGUUUGCUGAAGUAAGAUUACUACCUGCCAUGCAAGAAAAGUGCAGCUUUAGGUGCUCCUUUCCCUUUAUGAUCCAUAGUAUGGUGCUGCACCUUAUCGAUGUAAUAAUCAACUAGCAUGAAGGUGUAAUUAGGAAAUUAGUGGCUGCAUUGACUAGCCUUUAAAAAAUUAAGGGGAAGAUUCACCUCUGUAGUUGAAGAGUCAGGUUGAGUUUGGAAGAACAUUUAAUAUUAGCACAGUUGCCUGCAAACCAGAAUGCAAAACUAGUAUUUGCUAUGCUAGCAAGGAACAAAGUUGAUGUCAACUUUAAGAGAUAAUAACAUCCCUUAAUUAUUGCUAAAUAUGGAGUGAAAGAUUGUAGAAAUAAUAACAUUAACUAAAAUGGAUCCUACUCUCCUGUGUUGCUUAGAUAAUUGAAGCUGCUGUUGAUGAGACCAUCAGGAUUUUAAUGCAGUAAUUUGACUUUUGCACUGAAUGUAGCCAGGACAGGUGCUAGUGGGCUUCAAUAGCCCUAAGAAACUGUCAAGAAUUUCAUAUUUCAGCAGAAUUUUGCACAUAUUCUGUUCCCAUGCAAACCGAUGAGGGAGAAAUUUUGGAAGAAGGCAGUUCCAAGAUGGAACAUGAGGAUUUUGUAAUGGAAGGGCAUGGCAAGACUCCACCUCCUGGUGAAGAAAACAAACAAGAGAAGGAGCAAGAAAAGGAAGAACAGUUAAUGGAAGACAAGAAAAGAAAAAAAGAGGAUAAGAAAAAGAAGGAAUCUACUCAGAAGGUCACAGAUCAAAAAACCAAAGUGCCCGAAGCGACAAAAACAAGUUUAAGCCAACCAGUGACCGCCAGCCCAAUUGGCAGCUCUCCAUCGCCACCUAUAAAUGGUGGCAAUAAUGCCAAAAGGGUGGCAGUGCCGAAUGGUCAACCGCCAAGCGCUGCCCGCUACAUGCCUCGGGAGGUGCCGCCGCGAUUUCGUUGCCAGCAGGACCACAAAGUGUUAUUGAAACGUGGACAGCCCCCUCCGCCAUCUUGUAUGCUCCUUGGAAGUGGAGUAGGGCCUACUUCCUCUCCAGCACCUGGAGCAAAUCCAAACAACGCACAACCAGUAACAGGAGUGCUACUGCCAUGUGACAGUGGGACUGCAACCGAUUCAACAACUGGAGGUGCUGCUGCUUCAAAUUAUGCAAAUUCCACUUGGGGUCCUGGAGUGUCCUCCAACAGCACCAAUGUCAACCCUACUCAUGUCUGGGACAAGGUGAUUGUAGACGGGUCUGACAUGGAAGAGUGGCCUUGUAUUGCUAGCAAAGAUACUGAGUCUUCUUCCGAAAACUCCACAGACAACAACAGUGCCUCAAACUCCGGCUCAGAGAAGAGCACUCUGCUGGGAAGCACCAGUAGCAACAAAGGAAAAGGAAACCAGUGCCAGUCUGGAAGCUCUGGUAAUGAAUGUAAUCUUGGGGCUUGGAAAUCCGAUCCCAAGGCUAAACCUGUUCAAUCUUCCAGUCCUUCAGCAGAGAGUAAUGGUAGUCUAACAAGCUGGAGAAACUUGAGUGGGCAGGAUAGAAUUGGCCCCAAUCCUGGCUUCAGCAACUUUAACCCAAAUAGCAACCCAUCUGCUUGGCCAGCACUAAUUCAGGAGGGCAAUUCAAGGAAAGGGACUUCAGAAACUGAUAAUGGUGGUUCAAAUGCACAGAUUAAUACAACAGGUCAGACUUCUAGGGAACAGCAGUCAAAGAUGGAAAAUGCGGGUGUUAAUUUUGUCUCUGGCAGAGAACAUGCUCAAAUCCACAACACUGAUGGACCAAAAAAUGGAAAUGCUAUAUCCUUGAACUUAAGUUCACCAAACCCAGUAGAGAAUAAGGGAAUGUCCUUUGAAAUGGGUUUUGGGAACCCCUCCAGGAGCACUGAUACCCCUUCACAAAGCACUGGAGAGAGAAAAACUGGGAACGUUGGGUCUUGGGGUACAGCUAGGGGGCCUUCUGGAAUGGACUGUGCUUCUAAUCAAAGUAAUUCUGGAAAUCAUGGGAACAAUGGGAAGGAUAGGGAAGACUUAUGGAAGGGAGCUUCUGUUCAAAAAUCAAAUGGGUCAAGAAAUGAAUCUUGGGAUAAUAAUAAUAGAUCUACGGGUGAUGGGUCUUGGACCGUUGGCCCUCAACACUCUGGUGAAAGUAAAUGGAAUGAAGGGAACAAAAUGACAUCAGGGAUGUCUCAGGGAGAAUGGAAACAGCCGUCUGGGUCUGAUGAACUGAAGAUUGGUGAAUGGAAUGGUCCAAACCAACCAAAUUCUAGCACUGGAGCAUGGGACAAUCAAAGGGGCCACCCGCUUCCUGAAAACCAAGGUAAUUCCCAGGCUCCCUGUUGGGGACGAUCUUCUAGUUCUGCAGGAAGUGAGAUUGGAGGUCAAAGCACUGGAAGCAACCAUAAAGCAGGAAGCAGUGAUAGUCACAAUUCUGGACGCCGAUCAUACAGGCCUACCCAUCCUGAUUGUCAGGCAGUUUUGCAAACUUUAUUAAGCAGGACUGAUUUAGACCCCCGAGUGCUUUCAAAUACCGGUUGGGGUCAAACUCAAAUCAAGCAAGAUACUGUUUGGGACAUAGAAGAGAUGCCAAGAGCUGAAGGAAAGUCUGAUAAAGGUACUGAGGGGUGGGAGAAUUCUGCCAUACAGACAAAGAACUCAGGGGGCUGGGGAGAUGCACCCAGCCAAAGCAAUCCAAUCAAGUCUGGAUGGGGUGAGCUUUCAACUCCAACAGAAUGGAAAGAGCCCAAAAACACUGGAGGAUGGAAUAAUGAUUACAAGAGCAAUUGUUCUAACUGGGGAGGGGGAAGACCAGAAGAAAAAGUCACAACAUCUUGGAAUGAGAAUUCCAACAAAGACCCAGGAUGGAAUGGGCGGCCACCUAAUCAGGGAUGGUCUUCUGGGAAGAAUGGCUGGGGAGAAGAAGUUGACCAAACAAAAAAUGGCAAUUGGGAAACUUCAGGAAACAAAUCAAUAUCAGGUUGGAGUGAAGCUGGCCAGAAUGAGAUUGGCACUUGGGGUAAUAAUGCAAAUUCAAACUCUUCUUCUAAAGCAGGGUGGGAUAAUAAUAAAAGAACUCCAGCAUGGAAUGAUACUGGUAGACAAUCCAGUUCCUGGAAUAAUCCACAACAGCACCAUCAGCAGUCAGAGGCACCCAGUUCCUGGGACCCACCACCACCUCAACCACCACAGCCUCCAGGUAAUGGAAGGCUACCCAAUUCUAACUGGAACAGUGGGCCACAAUCAACUGUCUCAAAGGAUGAAGAACCCAGUGGCUGGGAAGAACCAUCCCCCCAGUCAAUUAGUCGUAAAAUGGAUAUUGAUGAUGGCACCUCAGCAUGGGGAGACCCCAAUAGUUACAACUAUAAGAAUGUGAACCUGUGGGACAAGAACUCACAAAGUGGACAAGCUUCACGAGAUCAGAACCACCCUCCUCCAAGGCCAAGCAAAGUAACAACCUCAGUCUGGAACAAAAGCACACCUCCUGCACCAGAUAAUGGUACCGCUGCUUGGGGUGAACCAAAUGAAGCCAGUCCUGGUUGGGGUGAAGUAGAGGAAGCAGGGACUUCUACCACAUGGGGAAAUGGAUCCUCCAGUACAUCAAAUGCCAUAAAACCUAAUUCCAAAUCACCUCAAGAUGGCUGGGGCGAUAAUGAUGGGCCAGUAUCAGGAACACGGCAUUCCAGCUGGGAAGAGGAAGAGGAGGGAGGAGUCUGGAACACAGCAGGCUCUCAGGGAAGUAAUUCCUCCCAUAAUUCAACCAGCUGGGGACAAGGAGGAAAAAAACCACAAAUCAAGUGUUCAUUAAAAGGAGGAAGUAGUGAUUCAUGGAUGAAUACCUUAUCUGAUCAGAUUUCAAAUAUGGGAUUGUUGAAUCAAACUGAAGAUACUUCAGGCAAUAAGAUGGACUUAUCAGUAGGUGGUCUACAAGAUAAGAAGUUUGAUGUAGACAAACGAGGCAUGAAUCUCGGAGACUUUCAUGACAUAAUGAGAAAGAAUCGAUCUGGUUUUCGUCCUCCUAGCUCCAAAGAUAUGGGAAACCCAGAUAGUGGGCCUUACUUUGAAAAGCUGACUUUGCCUUUCUCCAAUCAAGAUGGGUGCCUUGGGGAUGAGGCUCCCUGCUCUCCCUUCUCCCCUUCUCCCAACUACAAGCUAUCUCCCUCUGGUUCCACAUUACCAAACGUCUGCCUUGGGGCAAUCGGCUCAGGGCUCAACCCCCAAAACUUCACUGCUAGACAAGGUGGCAAUCAAGGUCUGUUUGGAAAUAGCACAGCACAAUCGAGAGGGAUGCACCCACCAGUGCAGCCGCUAAACCCUUCCCCCAAUAUUCGGGCACAAGUGCCUCCUCAAUUUCUUUCCCCCCAGGUUUCUGCAUCCAUGCUUAAGCAAUUUCCUAACAGUGGUCUGAAUCCAGGCCUUUUCAAUAUGGGGCCCCAACUUUCUCCUCAACAGAUUGCUAUGUUGAGCCAACUUCCACAGUUUCCUCAGUUUCAGCUUGCCUGUCAACUGCUCCUCCAGCAGCAGCAGCAGCAGCAACAGCAACAACUGUUACAAAAUCAGAGAAAGAUUUCUCAAGCUGUACGACAACAACAGGAACAACAGCUUGCCCGUAUGGUAAAUGCCCUUCAACAACAGCAAAGGCAGCCAGGCAUGAAACAUUCUCCAUCACAUCCAGUUGGACCUAAGCCUCAUUUAGACAAUAUUGUACCUAGUGGUCUAAAUGUGGGUCUCUCAGAUAUGUCAACCAAAGGGCAGAUUCCUGUAUAUAAUUCAGGUUUUGGUUCAAGUAGCAUGGAUUAUGGCAUGGUAGGAGGGAAAGAAACUGGAACAGAAUCUCGUUUUAAACAGUGGACUUCUAUGAUGGAUGGCUUGCCACCUGUAGCUUCCCAAGAUGCCAGUAUGCACAAAAAUGGGACAAUUGUGCCCCCUGGAAAAGCCCGAGGGGGAUCUCCCUAUAACCAAUUUGAUAUAGUUCCUGGCGACCCACUGGGCAGCCAUACAGGUCCUGCUGGUGAUAGUUGGCUACCAGCCAAAUCCCCACCAACCAGUAAAAUUGGAAGCAAAUCCAGCAAUGCCAGCUGGCCACCAGAAUUUCAGCCAGGAGUGCCGUGGAAAGGUAUUCCAAACAUUGAUCCUGAAUCUGACCCUUAUGUGACCCCAGGAAGUGUGCUGGGAGGUACAGUCACAGCCCCCAUUGUAGAUACGGAUCACCAACUUCUGCGGGAUAACAGCACAGGGUCUAAUUCUUCCCUCAACACCUCGCUGCCUUCACCUGGUGCCUGGCCCUACAGUGCCUCUGACAAUUCUUUCACAAAUGUUCAUAGCACUUCAGCAAAAUUCAAUGAUUACAAAUCAACGUGGUCCCCAGAUCCCAUAGGACCUAAUCCAGCUCAUCUCUCUACUAAGUUAUGGAAAAACCAUAUUUCCUCAAGAAACACUACAGGGCUGCCACGCCCACCUCCUGGUCUGAGUAAUCUGAAAACAUCCUCUCCCUGGAGUAGCACAGCGCCCCGCUCACUCAGGGGGUGGGGUACGCAGGAUUCAAGGCUUGCCUCUGCCUCUACUUGGAGUGAUGGUGGUUCUGUACGUCCCAGCUACUGGCUGGUUCUUCACAAUCUCACUCCGCAGAUUGAUGGGUCAACUUUAAGGACCAUCUGCAUGCAGCAUGGUCCAUUGCUGACAUUCCAUCUCAACCUGACCCAAGGCACCGCCCUUAUCCGGUACAGCACCAAGCAGGAGGCAGCUAAGGCCCAGACUGCACUGCACAUGUGUGUUUUGGGAAACACUACCAUCCUGGCUGAAUUUGCAACAGACGAGGAAGUUAGUCGCUUUCUGGCACAAGCUCAGCCUCCUACUCCUGCAGCAACCCCCAGUGCACCCACAGCAAGCUGGCAGUCUCUUGAGGCAGGACAGAAUCAGACAGAUCCAGUUGGACCUGCUUUGAAUCUUUUUGGUGGGUCAACAGGGCUUGGGCAGUGGAGCAACAGUGGUGGCGGCAGCAGUGGGGGUGACCUUGCUGGUGCUUCAUUAUGGGGGCCUCCAAAUUAUUCUUCAAGUUUAUGGGGGGUUCAAAGUGUAGAAGAUCCCCACAGAAUGGGAAGCCCUGCUCCCUUACUACCUGGAGACCUUCUAGGCGGAGGGUCGGAUUCAAUCUGAACUUAAAACUUUCAACUCUGACCUCGUGACCUUUUUGGAACAGCAGCAGCACUAACGUGACCUUUUCUUUUUUUUCAACUUGCAAUAAAUACAUUUUAAAAGGAAAAAAGAAAAUGGAGAGAGAAAAAAGGUGGGUCAUUGACAGGACCGUCUGAGCACAUAGUUGCCUCCCUUACAACUUCAGUUUUUUCGUUUGGAAUAUGAAUCCAAAAAGAGAACAUAUCACUCUUGAAAUACUUGAAUCAUGAACGCCAACUUAGAAAGACAAUGUGAAGCAAGUACACAUACCAUUUAAAACUAAACACAAAAAAUUUAAAAAAAAUUAGUUUCUAGUUUUUCACUUUUUCAUGUUAUACGGAAGUUGUUGCUAAGAAACAUAUAUACUGAAAAAUAGCUUUUUAACUUUGUUUGCACUGGGUGUGUUUCCGUCCUUAGGUCUACUAUGUUGGGGGUGGGGUUCAGAAGAAUUGGGGUGGGUUGGGAGGGAAAGACUUGACGGAGCCUCACUUUAAAAAACAAAAAAGGAAAAAAAACACUUUGUGAUUGGCUGGUUGAUAUAUACCAGUAUGUUCUGGCACAUGUAACUGCCUGUGUGUGUGUGUAUCUGUGUGAGAGUGUAUGUCUGCAUGAUUGUGUGUGUGUGUGUGUGUAUGUAUGUGUGCGCGCGCACAUUUCUGUCUUGAAAAGCUGCAUUGUUGUUGGUCAGCAACCUAUCUGACUAGAUUCUUAAACUGAAUAAUGAUGGUGCCUGUUGCAAAAAUCAAAUUGAUCUGUGUUUCAAAUCUUAUUAGUUGGUGGUAUUUUAGCAGGGUAUUAAGUGCACUACAAGUUGUGUUCUGACCCUGUUAUAAAGCAAAACACUGCCAUAUCCUAAGGAUUUGGUGAGAGGGAUGCCAAUGUGUGAUUUUAGGGUUUCUGGGAAGGGAGAGGGAAAGAGAGAAUGUAGAAUUUUGUUUUGCCUAGAAGUAUAUUUUUCUUUAAUAAGAGUUAUUGGCAGAACCCAAGGUUAUUUCUUACGAAAAGGCUUUUCUUCUUUUGGAAACCUUCCAGAAGAAAGAAAGCAUCACAUUUGUUUGUGACAAAGACCUAUACAAUGGUUGAAGCUUCUGCAAUCCUAAAGAAUUCACUCCUGAAGCCUGUAUGAAGAUUCUUAUCCAUUCAUGGAAAACCCACUAAUAAUUCAGGCCAAAGUAUAUUUUCUUGAUCUACUGUUAUGACAGAGUUACAAUGUCAGUAGUUUGCUGGCCUGUCACCUAUUGAAAGCACAUGCAGCAACUUUUGUUCUCUUUCCCCCAUUGUGUUACCUGUGCCAGGCCUAGGUGUAUUACAGCACCAGAUCAUCACUGACAGAAACGUUUACUUAAGAAUGUUCUUAAACCAGUGUGUACUUUGAGCAUUUUUUUUCUCUGUAUUUUUCCAUGUAUGUCAUGCUUAGGGUUUGCUUAGGCGGACAUAUAACUGGCAAAGACUUCUUUUGUUUAUAAAGUAUUGCACCUUUAUUAUUUUUACUUUUCCCUGUACUGUUGCUUUUUAUUGUCGGUAUUUAAAGAAAGGUGGUGGUGGUUGUUUCUUUGUUUUAAAAAAACAACCAUUAUAGUAGUACUCCAGGCAUGAUAGGGGAGACCUAUCAUUAAUUCAAAAGAUAGCCAGUGUCUACACUGGGAACAGAAUUGCUUAUUGUGAAGACAGCUGUAGCAAACAUUGCCUUUAUAGCAAAGGAGUUUUCAGGAUGGAUAGAAUGGAUAAAAACAAGUAGGGAACUCAUUGCAAAUAUUCUUUAAAGUACUAGAACUUGGCUCUGGCUUUUCACUAGGUUUGCAUUAUACUGAAUAAAAAAAGAAGUGCUGCAAUAUUCUGUACCAGCAAAUACAUUCAUACUCCAGCACUUGGAAGUAGCAGAUAAUAUUGUACAGUUUAAAAACAGAAGAAUCUUUCUCCUUCAACAGUUUCAUUGAACUAUACAGUGGUGUGUCUGGUAUAUAAAUAGAAGUGUUGAUAGCAAGUUUAAAACAAACGUUCUUGCAUUUAUAUCAAAAGGGAGAUUUGCGAAUUAAUUUGGAAUGUGAAUUCUUUGACACAAAAAAGACGAAGGGAGUGCCCACGUUUAUAUUUGCCUGUUUCACUAUCAUAGUAAGUAGGUACACAUAAGCAGGUGUUAUGCAUUUAAACUUUAAAAUCUGCAUAUGUAGAUCUUCAGCAUUUUCCCUUAUUUUGCUUUUAUUCUACCUUGUUUGUGUAAGCAAGAUCAUUUUUUUAAUCCUGCCAGUUAUGUUUCCAUUAUAGCCCAUAAACAUGCCUGUUCCUAAAGCAACAAUGCUCAUUGCUAGACAUUAGCUGUUUAAAAUCAUGCAGGAUAAAUUAAAAGAAAAAAUUAGAAAAACAUCAAGGUGCAGCAACUUAUGGCCCCCAAGCAUUUUCCAUAUGUGAUAUGACACACAAGCUGGUUUACUACUGUGUUGUCAUUCUUUCCCAACCUGCCUUUUGAUCCCUUUACCUGCACUUUGGAUUUGUUGAAUUCAUUACAAUAUUAUGGUGAAAGCCAGGUGCUAGAGCCCCUCUUGUUUACAAGACAUAAUGAGGGAACUGAAAAAAAAAUUAACAAAUGAAAAGCUAAAAUGUUCUUCCAUCACAAGCUUAAAGGGAAAAAAAUUAAACAUAAAAAGACCAAAAAGUGUGUGUGUGUGUGUGCAUGCGCACAUAUGUGUCUAUCUCAUAAAUAUUCACACACACGCACACAUAUACACACACACUCAUAUAUGUAUGUAUGUAUAUCUCAAUGAAGAUUAACUCUGGGAGCAUUUAACAGUGUUUUGAGUUUAACAUUUAUUUUCCUGCUUUAUCUUUGCAAGCAUUCUCAGGAAUUCUAGGGUAGGAAGCCAGUUUUUGAAGAUGGUUUAUUUAAUCUUUACUUCUCCUAGAUAGAUGGCUUUUUCUUAAAAUUUUACAAGUUCCUGGUCACACAGAAAAUGCAAGGUUUUUUUUUCUUUAAGAAAAGCAAAAAAUUGAAAAAGAAAACCUGACAGACAAAUUCCACUCUUCAAAACUGUGGAUCAAUUUUUAAGCUACAACUCAAUUCUCACAUGUAGCAGCAAAAAUUCAUUGUAUUCUUUAAAGUCCAGUUUGUGAGAAGAUUUAUACUUGUAGAGCUUAAUCUCAAGUGGGACGGUAUAUGCCAUUGAAUAGGAGAGAGGAUUGUGGAUGAAUGGAUUAUAAUCAUCUAGUUAUUUCUCAAAGAACAUAAUCUUCCUCCAAGCACCUUUUUUUUAAAGAAAAAAGAAAAAUUUUAAAAUAAAAAAAUGAAAAUGUUACUUGAUUAUGUAAGUAAGCCACAGAUAACAGGAGAUGCUGGGAAUAAGGGUUAAUGCUUCCUGAAAUCUGUUUUCAAAUUGACAGAAUGCUUCAGAAAUGCUGCAUCUUUAUUAUGUCCCAGCAGUGAAGCAAUUUUAGCAUGUGUGUGUUUUAAAAAAGGAGUGACUUUAAGAGAAUCCCGUGAAAUGUGCAUUGUAAAAGAUUUGGCUUGCAUGAUUUUAAUACUAAUUUUGAAGUUUGCUUUUUAAUUUCUCUGCCAGAUUUGUGUAAAUUAUAAAAAGUUUGGAAUUUUGGAAGAGAUAAAUUAGCUGUUGUUGCCAGAUACUGAUAUUCCCAUGUUUUAGAAUAAGUCUAUUGCUGCCAUGCUUAGAAUGAUUAGAUUUUAGCUUCCAGUACCAACAGGAAGGGCUUAAUUGGCUCGAUGCUUUUAUGUGGAAUAAAAUUACAAACCAUUUUAGUGCCUUUGUAAAAACAUCCAUAUAUCCUACAAAAGGACAAAUGCAGUCUAGUCACUCCCAAGGAUAUAAGUGAUCCAUUUUCUAAAUUGAAAUAAUUGUUCUGGGCAUGCAGAGAAGAAACCUCAAAGGCCUAUCAUUUUAAGAGUUAUAUGCACACACAUGUAUACACACCUGUGUUCGUGUGUUUUUAUUGACUAAGGCAGUUUCAUCUUUUAAAACUUCUUGUUUUGCAGUAUUCUUCAUAUUCAAAAAACCUACUAGAAUGUGUAAUGAGAGUAACUCCCCAUUACUAUUAUUCAGAUUUCAUAUGAUUUUUAGAGGCAAGUAAUAAACACAAUGAUGGUUUCUCAAUGUAGAGAGAUAGUAAGGUGUACAGUAGUGUUUGGUAACAUCAGUUGUUUUCUAUAGCUAUUGACUUGUUUCCCUCAAGUUCAUAUGUAAAUGAUAUAUCAACUGGAAAAUAGUAUGAUGGGGCCUGUUGGGUAGUGUGUAUGUAUGUGUGUGUGUGUGUGUGUUAAUAAGCUAUCUGAAUACUUAAUCAAGUUUUGAUUUAUUGUUGACAAAUUCUUCAAGGACAAUUAGUGAACAAAUCUAAAUUUUUUAGAAUAUCUAAAAUAUUGACUGACCAUUGCUCAAAUUAUAAGAGUAUACACACAAUUAUAUUACACAAAAUAUUUUUACCUCCAAGCUAUGCAUAUGAAAGCUGUCAAAAUUUUAAAGGUUGAUAAACAAUAUUAAAGCCUUAGCAGACUUCUACCUUUUAAUAUAUAAAAUGUUUCAUUUCUGUUGUGGAGGAGUAGGAGGAUGACAAUAAAUUAGGUCUGCUUUGAAAGUUGCAUGCUCUGUCUGACCAGUGGAAGUGAUCUAUUUGGACACCAGAAGCACCUAACCAUAUUCAAAAGAGAUUUUUGUAGGCAAAAAGGAAAUAGUGACAGACAGGAAAAGAUAGACAGUGAGCAAACAAGAUUUUCCAUUAAUAACUUAAUAUAAAUUUUGCUACUUUCAAGGACUAUGGAAACAACAAUAAUCAGGUAAAGUAUUUUAAACUGUUUUGUGGGCCAUGUUAUUUUCAUAUCAUUUAACAAAAAGGAGUCCAAGAGCUACAAAAGUUUCUGACAGAAUUGCUGGUCUGUACUUCACAUUUUAAAGCAAAGUAUCACUUUAUUUUGAUUUGCAUAAAAAUAUCCCUUUCACAAAGAAAGGGAAAAAGCUCAUGCCACUUCUAAUAACUUAAUCUACAAAGCUCACUUAAAGCAGAUUUUAAAUUCUUAUCAGUCCUGAUAUUUUUCCUUACUUUCUUUAAAAUGUGCUUUUAAGCGUGAGUUAUUUAGAAUCUGGUUUUGAUGAGUUAGAUAGUAGGGGUUUUUUGUCUUGUCCUAAUGAGAUUUUUUUUUAAAUUCAGGAUGUUUAUUUUAGAAUUUUCCUCAAUAUAGCAUCAGAGGAAGAUAUAACUCAGAAGAAGAAGCAGGCUUUCCCAAUGCAUCCGUACAGAAUUGCUCCUGAUUUUAUAAAAUUGUUGAUUCCUUUUGUCAAGGGAUAUCUGAAAGCAGGUUUCUCCUCUAUCACUUAUCCUCGAUAUAGCUACUAAUCUUCUUUAUAGCACCCUUAACAGGAAUUAGUAACCCAUUUAUUGUUGUAUGAUUGGACACUUUCUUCAAAUUUUAUUUUUGAAGAUUUUUUUUAAAAAAUAGUAUAGGUAGAUCUGCAUAUAUAACAGAAGUUGAUUCCUAUUCAAGAUGACAUUCGUUUUUAUUGCUACAGUGAAAGUGAAAUAGUGUAAUUCUGUCUUGCAUAUUUUAAACAGUGAACAUCCAAAUAAUUACACACUAGUAUAUUUUUAUAAUAAGGGCUGACAGAACCCCAGAGAAGGUUCUAUUUAGUUUAGCUAUAUUACUUAUUUAUAAAUAUACAACAAAAACAUUUUAUUCUUAGUACAAAUUUACUCAAAAUUAAGUUUAAAUGAUGCAUUCUCAAUUUAAUGCACACUCUCAGGAGCAUGCAUUGAUUUUAAUCAUACUUAUUAAAGAAAUUCCAAAAAGUCUUUGGAAAAGUCUUUGUCAAAAAGUCUAGUUGUUCGUGACAUUCUUCAUACUAAUGUCAGCCAUUGUGUGGCUUGAUAGUAUGCUAAAAUCUUACUACGGACCUAAUGUACAGAAGGAAUUGGAUCUGGCUUUAAAGUUGCAAAUCUUGUUACAUUAGUUUCAGUGUGAUUUUAUUGUAGGUAUGAUUAAAUUUGUAUUCAAUUUCAUUUUACAUCCUAACACUCUUGCAUUAAUUUAUGUAUUCCAGAAAUAUAUUGCAGAAUUUCCUACUGUACUAUUUCAUCUCAAAGCUUUAAACCUUUUCAAAAUGCAAUAGCAUUAGUCUGAUCCCUCUGCAGAGAUCAUGAUGUAUUUAGACAUAAACGUAGCAUCUGCUAGGAACAAUUCAAAUCAAGCAUGAUUUUUCUCUGAAUCAUGUGCCAGCUAUGGAAUGGCUCAAUGAGCACAGGAAAAGAUACUACUGCUUUAAAGUCUUUCUGACUAUGUGUGCAUCAACAUGAGCUCUGUUACAUCUGCCCUUCAAAUCUGAAUCUGCAGCUUUAAUAAUUUUUUAUUUGUUGUGAACAUGAAUAGUUCUAAAGAAAAAAUUCAACAUUGCUAUAAAUGUGGGCUGAAGUGAAUUUUAUGCUGAAGAUGAGAACAUUUCUAAAAAUUACUGUUAAAAUACAGACAAAUAGUAACCAAAUUAAAUUAUUUCCGCUCUAUGUAUUAAAACCAAAACAAAUUUUUAUCUAGAUCUUCUGAUUGGCAGGCCUCCUAAAAUGCUGGCAGUUACCAGACCAACAUAAGUGUCCUUUCAAUGUUCUCAUUAGGGGUGCUACGUUCAAGGAAGAAGCUCAUCUGAUUUGCUUGGGUUUACCCAGUACUGUAGAUUUACCUAUACGUGGUCCCUAGCUACAGCCAUAUGAAAUUCUUAAGUCAAAAUAGCUGGAAAAUGUUUAAUAGGCAUCAUAACGUAAGUAAUCAUAAAUGCAAAAAUGUCAAAAUAUUGGCAUUGAAUUUGUGCAGUAUAAGAGGUAUUUGCAAACCUCAAAAUGGGCCAUAGAAGGAUCAAAGGAAUCAACCUCAAUUAAGAGCCAAUAUUGUUUCAUAUAAUUGAUAAUGAUGACUGCGAGGGAUAAUAUACAUGUAUUGUAUUAUUUUUAGCCAUAGAGUUGGAAUGUUUUUACUUGAGUCUGACAGCCAUUUAUGUUAACAUAAACCCAUGCACUUCAAGCUAUUGAAGAUAAAGCAUUGUCCUAGGCGACGUGUGAGUGUAUGUGUGUGGGUGUGUUUGGUUUUUUUUUUAGAUAUAUGGCUCUUGUGUGGAACAGAAGAAAGUAAAGGAUAUGGAAAGAUGUUCCAUGGAUAUAGAACAGGUGGGCAGUGUUGAGGGAAAGCAGUUUUUAAACGCUUAGUGCCUCAUCUUAGGUAUUAGUAUAUCAAUCAAUGCAUUCGAAUAACUGAAUUGCUUAUUUCUUACAAUGUUUUGACCAUAAAGAAUAAAUGGAUUUUUCUGUAUUUAAAGAAAAAUACAAUUUUUAGCUGAGUUCUCCUUAUAGAUUGCUUAGCUUGCCGAAUGCUUUUUUUUUUUUUUUUUUUUUUUUGUAAUGUGGUUGUGAAUAUCAAGUGCUUUUCUUAUCCCAUCCAGAUUUACUCACCCUCCCUUUUUAUAAACAUGCAGAGUGUUCUGUGGUUUGGGCCAGAGGGGGCAGGGGAGAGAAAGGUAAUAAAAAAGGAGACAAGAUAGAGCAGCCUUACUUUAGGGACUAGCCUUACAACAGAGCUUUAUAGUGAGAGUGUGCUGUAUUCCAAAUUGUGUAAGCCAAAAAAAAUUUUUUUUAAUUAUGCAAAAUGAGGUGUUAACUUCUUAAAGAAAUAUGAACCUUCUGAAGGUAGAAUAGACUUUCACAAAAUGAUAUAUUGUGAUGCUUCUUGCUGGGUCAGUAGGUUUGGGAUCUGGGAUAUAAGCGCUUAACAUUCCCUUGUGGGUUCUUCGGUUGUUGUUUUUUUGUUUUUGUGUUUUUGUUUUUUGUUUUUUUUAUUUUAAAAAAGCAGUAAGUUAAAUGUGGUAUCAUUGAAUGUGCCUUUUUGAAGAUGUGACUGUCAGCUCAAGAUGAACUCUUGAGCCUGACAGGGAGUGGUGGUCAGUUUGUUCUCUUUAAAGGUCAAAUGAAAGAUUCCAACCUGCGGGUACCUUUUAAUGAAAAGUGUCUUUUGUUGCUGCAUCAUCCGCAGUCGAAUAUUGCAGAUGUUUCCAGGUGCAGAUGGGUUGUAAUUCACAUAAAUUGACAUUAUUUAGGCUAGCUCUCAGUUGGUGGUUGCAUUUGUAUUUGUAUUAUGUAUCAUUACAUUUGUGUAUGUGGCUUGCUUUAAUUUUCCUUUUAAAGCACUGGAAUAUUGAAACGCAGUGAAGUUUGAGAUACAUUUAUGCAUGUAGAGAAGAAGGUAUUUUGUAGCUUUUGCCAGUUAUGUUGUAGGCACAUUUUUGCCCUCUCUGUCAGUGUCUUGAUGAUGGAAAAUAAAAUCUACCCUAUAAUUUCUAGCACACUUAAUGUUGCCAUUUAAAGGAACAGGGUAUUACACAAGAAAAGAUGUUUUUAAAAUGGUGAGAAAGAAGUGUUGUGUAUUUUCUUUUUUAAAAUAAUUGUUUUCCUUGAAGCUGUUCUUAGUUAAACAUGGGAAUCUGCAGUGUCUCUUUUCAUUUCAUAUAUAUUCCACCUCUUCUCUCCAGCUUAAAAGCUUGGUGUAAAAAUCAAGAGCUGCUGUAGCCCCACUGGCUCCGUUCCCCAAUGAAAGCUCCAGCAGGCUCUCUUCAGCUUCAUUCAGGAAGACAAAGGGAGGAGAGAUGCUGCAGCUUCCUUUGCUUCGCUCUCAUUCCUCUCUAAUGGCCUUGAAAUGUAUUAUUAUGCAAAUGUGAAUUUUGAUACUAAACUUUAAGAAGAGGUUUUUUCUUUUUCAAACAAAAAGGUCCCAUAUGUGGUCAGCAUUGCUUCUUUAUCUUGUAAGUGAAUUGUAAACUAUGCAUUCAAUAAGAGAUGGUUUGGGGGAGAAAGAGAGCCCUGCUAAACUGUUGAAACAGUUUCUGUGUCCAUGGAAUUCCCAUUUACAUAUAGGAGAAAAAAGGCUGAGUUCACGGGAAGACUACUUUGAUUGACAGGCAAAUAUUUUUAGUGUAUUUAAAAAUUAUUCAGAAAUAAAUGAUUUAUGCCUAUUACACAGGACUAUGCAUUCUUGCCAUGCAGUGUUACACCAGAGACAACAGCAUGACAUGAAAAGUCCCCUAACUUUCUUCCCACCCACCCACCCCCUCCACAAUUUAUGACCAUCUUCUUCCUCAUCUUCCUUUCAACCUCAGGAAAUCACAAAUCAAGCACUAUCUUUAGGGGUUUGUUGUUUGCUUUCCUUUAAAAAAUGUCUUGGUUUUGAAGUUGCAAUAUACUUUUUUUUCUUUAUGGGUUUCCAUAACUUUUGCCCUUAAAUUUUCCACCAGUUCCCAUCACAGAUGCAAUUUUGAGUAGCAAUACCCACCAGGAAUUGCUGUAGUGUAGUAUAUAUACUGUACUGGCAUUAUUUAAUGGCUUGUAGUGAUCUUUAAAAUUGGGCUAAUGGCCAUCUGUAGAUUAAUACCACUGAUAAAUGGAAGACAAUAAUUGUAGUGAUAAGUGGGAAAUUUAUAUAGAAGUCAUUUUAUAUUUAACUAUUACUUUUACUGUCAAGUUACUUUAGAAGACAAGCAUUUCACAUGUUUACCUCCAAAAUACAGAGGCUGCUUCCUGUGUUAAUCGAGGUAUGUUGUCUUGGGUUUGUGAACUUUGGUCUGCCUUGGUUCACUUGGCAUUAUCUUGGAUGCAGUAUCAUAGCCAAGAGAUUCUCCUAAAAUUCAGUGUUUUUUCAUGCAGUUUCUUUUUGUUGGAUUUCAUAGUACUGUAUUGAAUAAUAGACUUGAUCACACAUUUUCUUGUGCAUAUUUGCCUUGCAGAUGUCAUCUGAUCAGGAUUUUACUCUGAUAGAUGCCUUUUUUUUUAAGAAAAAAGGAGAAAAGGUUUCAGCUCUUUGUUGCAAAAUACCUCGUGGUGCUUAUUCUCCUUUAGUGUAACCAGCCUUUUGAAAAAUCUUAUAUUAUCUUUAAUACUGAGGUUAUAUCUUCCUGUAGUGAUUUGAAGACCGGAUUGAAAGAAUAAAAGCCCUAAUCCUGGCCUGUAUUCUUCAUUCUUUUUGCCUUAUGCAAAAGUCACUUAAGUUUGCCUCUGUUUCCUCAUCUGUAAAAUGAGGAUAGUAAUACUUCUGUCAUAUAGAUUUUGUGAGGAUUGGGUUUUUAUGAAGUGCUUUAAAGAGAAAGUACUUUUUAUAAGUAUUAUUAUAUGGAGGUGUAAUUAACAAGUUAUCUUUUUUCCCAUACUGUUCCUGAGAAAAUGGGAAAAGACACUCUGAUCCUUUACAUUUUAAAUUGUCACACAUUCUGAAUUAUUUUUUACAGUUAAGGCAAAAUUAAAAUGCUGAACUUUUCAUAUUGCUUUAUUAUCUCUUUCUUAUGUUAGAGCCUCCCUUUUGUGACUUGUGUGUGUGUGUGUGUGUGUGUGUAUGUAUAUAUAUAUAUACAUAUACACACACACACACACACAUAUAUAUAUAUAUAGAACAUAUACAAAUGCCAAUCUUUAAUAGGUACAUUUUUAAAAAAUACAUUCUUUCUUGAGUUUAACUAUGUAUAAUUUGCCAUCUUUUAUGUAUUCUAUUUACUAUUGCUUUUAUUAUAUAUGGGCUUUUUGCUAUAUUGACCAUUCAAUGGAAUAGCGUUUGUCCUUUCUGUUGGGAGAAGAAACAUCACUUGCAGUUUGCAAGAGGGUCACAAAAUGACAAUACUUGUUUGAAUAAUCUUCUUAAGGAUGGGGAUGCUAUCUGACUUUCUUCCCUGUUUGUGUGGCUAAACAUAAUGCCGCCUCAUUUCCAACACACACAAGCCAUUGUAUUCCAUAGAACAUGGAAACACGGUAAAUUUCAUUAAUAGAAGCUGCUUGUGAAAUGCCUUACAGCCUUCUCAAAAUCUUUGGGACAGAAAGGGAAGAGGUCUGGGGUAAAUUCUGUAAUUGUCAGGGAGCUUUUGCUUCUUUUUUUCUCUUCUGAUCAUAUUAUUCAACUGUAGGCAUGCAUCUCAGGAAUGUGCAUAUUGAUCCCAGAUGUUUGGAUUUGAAUUUGGUCCUCUUUGGUUCCAUUAUAUAUUUGUUCCAUUGUAUAUUCUUCUAAUUGUACGAAUUCUUCUAAUUAUUCAGUCAUCUGAAUUUUUCCAUCCUUUACUCUUCAAGAAGGAGCUCUGGCCGAAGCUGUUGUGAUCAACAAAUCUAUAAAAUCAGACUCCACAUGAUGUGGAUGUAAUUAAAUGUGGAGGUAUCCCCCCCCAAAAAACCCAAUUGCUUCUCUGUUCAGUGUAGAUUCCAAUUUCCUAGUGCAAACUCCUAGCUUAACGUAGCAGCUUUGUUUUAUUAAUAACUAUGUACUGGGUGGGGGGGGGAGUGGGACAUGUAAUAUUUAAAAUAAAAAAGCAACAUUGGGUGAGACAGGACAAAGAAGUAGGAUAAAGAAGAUAAAAGAAAAAACUAUUACAGCUUCCACUAUUUAGAGAGAGUUGACAUGCUGCUUUAAUUUUAGCCCUCUAGUGGGGCUGUGUUUACAGAAAUGAUUAGGAAACUAUUGAUGUCCAAUUUAGUAAAUUUUGCUUCGUUUCCAUUGAACAUACCCUCUAGUGGAAAAUAUUUUAUCAGAAAAUGGAAGAAGUUAACUCCAUCUAGCCUUAUUUGUAAAGCAAAUUACCUUUAUGUCCAAACUAUCUGGAAUAAAAUGGCAGCUUUUCUGCUUUGCACAUAAAUAUCUAACUUGAAGGUACAGUUGAAAUGCUAUUGCCUAAAACACUGUCCCUUCGUGAAGCAGGCAUAAUAGUGGAUACAUGUAUUGAGGCUCUUUGCAAAGAUACCUAUUAGUAUUUUUCCUUAUACUUGAAAUAAUGUACUCAUCUUCUUUUGUCUGUUGGCCAUUUAAACAGUGUAGGAAAUGGGAAUUAGGAAAAGGCACACUAUAUUAUCGUACUAGGGUUUAUUCUUAAUUUCCUCCAGUUUCACCUUCAUUUCAGUUUACUUUUUAUCCCUGGGAUUCAUGUGGACACAGAAACUUGGCACUUUGUGCUGUUGCAUGGCAUGCUGCCCUCCCCUUCUCCCUCUCUUCUUUAUUUUUAGUAUAGUGGUACUUAAAAUCACUGGUUCACUUAAAGACAAUAAAAUGUUUAAACUCUACUAAUGUACAAAUAAGCUGAAAUGUUGCAUUUAUAUGUAUUUUGCCAUAGCAGGGUACUGUAUUUCUCAUGCUGGAUUUCAAACCAACAAAGGGUGGUUUUAUUGGAGUGUAACAAGUUGAGGGUAAUAAGGAAUCGAGUCGUCGUCAUUUCAUUGAAAUUGAGAGAUGGUAAUAAAACAUAUAUUAUGUUUUCUGAAGGUUGUUUUGCUUUUAAACAGCUUUUGUUUUUAUUUUGUUUUAUUUUAUUUUUUAAAAGAUAUGAUUGUAUUAUGUGCAACUCAGUUGCUUACAUUAUAACUACAAAAUAUUUUUGGGUUCCUGGAAAAAGAAAGACUAAUAAAUGUGUUUGGCUGCUAAGCAUUUAAACUGGU